AUGGCCUCUCAGAAGUCUCAUUAUAAGCGUUUUGGCAAGAAACCGAAAAACUUCUACCCUUCGCCUCUUCGAAAAGUCAUUUACCACCUCUACCACCCUUUGGGACCACGUCGUUCCAAAAGAAUCAAGAUGGCCAAGUCUCGAUUCUUCGACCUUCCUCGAGAGCUUCGAGACAACAUAUACGAACUGCUCCUGACAGAGAAUCAAAAUCCGGGAAGCACCACCCCUUCCUUCCAUUUUAUGCCGCUGCUCAGAUUUCAACUCGUUAAUCGGCAAUUCGGAAAGGAGUACACCGAAGCAAUCCUAUCACAUUCAACCAUGGUCGCCUAUCAGCCGAAUAACCCGCGACACAACUACAAACAGUAUAUCAACCAAGUCGGACAUAUUCAGGUAUAUUUCAGGGUGACUUGCGAGGCCAGUCCAACAGGUGGCUCCAAGAAUUGCCAUCCAAACUUGUCAGAGGUCGAAAUCGAUGAUGGCACGGACUCUAAGCACUCAUUCACGUGUGGAGGUAUCACAGAGGCUGCGGAGUGGGUCAACAGGCUGCAGCAAGUCCAGCCGAAUCUUCCUUAUCACCAAAAGUUGGACUUGCGCAUUGGACUUUACUGGUGUAGUGACGAGGAAUUUGCGUGGCCUCGACACAUCCAUGCUCCAGGACUGCAGUAUCAGUUAGAUGCCAUGACCAAAGCGUCGUCCAAUGUGAACAGCGUCGAGGUCGCGUUAUUUGACUGCGAUCCAGACUAUGAGAGUUGGACCAAGAACGACUUGAAGAUGGACCUGUGGGCAAAGUGGACGAAAAGCAGCGGGUGGCAGGCGGGAGAAGCGAAAGGAAGGAGAAAAGUCGACGCCGAGGGUUCUGAAAGAGAUCUAGAGCGGAUACGGCAAGACGAGCGAAUGAGGGUCAUCGGGCCCACGAUGAGGUUGAUGGACCCGUACUGGUAG
Didymosphaeria variabile is the source of this 942-nucleotide messenger RNA. RefSeq lists its product as uncharacterized. NCBI's taxonomy places the organism in Eukaryota, Fungi, Ascomycota, Dothideomycetes, Pleosporales, Didymosphaeriaceae. The coding region runs from base 1 to 942 and encodes 313 amino acids. The transcript has a single exon. The record is from RefSeq and is a predicted model, not a curated record.